AUGAGUAAGGAUGCGGCGAUCGCAUCCCAGGUCACUUGGAACCCAGACAUAACAAUUAACAUGCAGAGUGCAAAUGGUCAGAUUGAGAAAUCGUGUGGAUUAGCUAAGAACGUACCGUUCCGGCUAGGCCAGCUGACAAUGUACUUGCAAGUUCACGUUAUGGAAAAACCUGCAUACCGAGUGCUCCUAGGGCGGCCAUUUGAUGUCCUCACUGAGAGCGAGAUCAAGAAUUUGUCUGACGGCGGUCAGAUAAUAACGAUCACCGAUCCAAACACGAAGGAGAGGUGUGUAGUACCUACCUAUGCUCGAGGAGAAAAUCAAGGAGAGUGUGCCUUCAUUUUGAGUUAUGGAGGACCCGGAGAUGUUCAAAUCGAAGCAUACACACAACCAAAAGAUGAUAAGAAGUUUUCGAAUGAAGAGUUGAGGACAACGUACCUCAGUUAUUGCCUGAUGGAUGAUCAGAUUGGAGAUAAGAAAGAAAAGAAGGUACUCGAGAUGUACCUCCAGCAGUCCCAAGGAAGAACCCCAACUGCCUCAUGGACAGUCGGAGAACUCGAUGAGUCAGAUGGCGAGAAUCCGGAUCCAUCAGAUCCCUUGGGAUGUUUCGCAGGGAAAAAGUACAAACCUGUGGGCGUCAAGGUGAAGCCGGUAUUGGGGGACUUACCCAAAAAGUACCGCAUCAAGCGAGAGAUCAAGGGCGAUCCCUUGGCUUCGAUGCCGGCGCUUAAUCCUAGGCCUCCAGAUUUUGAACCUACUGGAUGA
Cyclocybe aegerita is the source of this 762-nucleotide messenger RNA. The record is from the annotation of a GenBank genome assembly. NCBI's taxonomy places the organism in Eukaryota, Fungi, Basidiomycota, Agaricomycetes, Agaricales, Hemipholiotaceae.